Messenger RNA from Phaeodactylum tricornutum CCAP 1055/1, 1843 nucleotides. RefSeq lists its product with no specific name. The record is from RefSeq and is a predicted model, not a curated record. The coding region runs from base 140 to 1843 and encodes 567 amino acids. NCBI's taxonomy places the organism in Eukaryota, Bacillariophyta, Bacillariophyceae, Surirellales, Neidiaceae. The transcript has 4 exons.
UACACACACAAUUUUCCACGUGACUUUUCCACGGGACCCGCGCCUCGAUUGUAAAUCUACCGUGUUACCGUUAGUUCGAGUGUCGAACAGUAAAUCCCUCUCCGAUCCAAGAGUGAAUUGUCGACAAUCAUUCAUCCACAUGUCGUUCCAUACCAGCACCAACUCUCCCAACAGUCUCUUAGCGCCUUCGAGAAGAAGCGUUGCCUCGUUGCCUUUGCCCUCCCCAACGAGCCCCACCAAAAUAUGUCAAUGCGAACAACCCGUGCGAGGUCCCCACCAGUCCGUUUCGGGCGCGGAAUCUCGGGGGGGACGCGAGGGGUGCCAAAAAUGUUGGGGUCGCGUGGCCUCGCGCAAACAUGCCCCACUCUCUCCCGUUGCCCAACGUACACUCCGAGAUUCUUCCGAAGAUGAAGACAACGACGAUGAGACCACGGUAGGUUCGUCCCUAGAGGAAGAAUGCAGUGAACGGUCUCUUCCGCUCAAGAAGCGCGCUCGUACGGAAACGGUGGCGCCCGUAGCCGUUGCUACUACGGAUACUUCUUCCCCGAGCUCUCCCCGCUCCCAACGCGAGCUUUUGUCGGAGUCGCUCUUGCUGACGACGACGACGACAACUAGUGAAACGGUCCCGAUUUAUAACCCUACGGCAACGGAUCAAACGGCUGCGCUCAUUUCCAAAGCAAUCAAAAGCAUCAAUUCCACCGAGAAGCCAGUCUCCGUUCAGCACGGAAUGACCGUCUUGGAGGCUUUGGAACACAGUUUACGGGGUCUUUCCAAGGAAGAUGCAGCCGAAGCGCGCUGGCAAUUUCACUACAUGGAACUGACGGAAUAUCGCAAGAAGAACGGGCAUUGUCUGGUGCCGCGACCGCAUUCCACUCUAGGAGCCUGGGUAAACACACAGCGAGUCUUGUACGCCAAGCGUCAGCGGGGUGAGCCUUCGUCCUUGACACCCUUGCGUAUUCGCCAGCUAGAAGCCUUGGAUUUUGUUUGGGACGAUUAUGGCAAGCGUUGGAACGACCUCUACCAGGAGCUGGUGGCGUACAAAAAGAAAACCGGUAGUUGUAUGGUACCCCGUUCCUUCCCGGAAAAUCCCAAGCUUGGCCGUUGGGUCUACACACAACGUACCCGAUAUACGCAGUACGCCCUGAGUCCGGAUCGCGUGGCAAAGCUGGACGACCUUGGCUUUGUCUGGAAGAUCUUUGCCCGGUCCAACUGGCACGAUUGCUACCAGCAGCUCGUGGACUUCAAACAGGCGUACGGACACUGUCGAGUGCCGCGGCAGUACGAUGAAAAUCGCAAGCUAGGUAGUUGGGUACAAACACAGCGGACGGAAAUGAAGUACCGCAAAAUGGGACGGCCGUCUCGUAUGACGGAAGACCGAAUCGAGCUAUUAAACGAUCUCAGGCAGCGGUUGGUGCAAAGCCUCCGCAACUCGGCACCAGUUCCGCGCUUGGACGAGUCUAUUCGCGUUGUUUUGUUUGACGAUACUCAGCAUUUUGGGAUCGUGCUCGUGAUGCCAUUCACGCAGACUCCUGGAAGACGCCAAGGACUGUACUACCCCCACAUCGGUGGCGUGUGCGUUGGGGCGCACUCGGAGCAAACGCACGUCCGCGUCGAUGGCGUGCGGCGACGAGGAUUCCAGCUCUGGUGGCGACGUGCGCGCCAACAACCCUCUGCCUCGAAAACACGCUGCAUCGGUUGUAUCGUUCAACCGAGCCGGCUGAAAGUACACCGAGACGGGGGCUUUGCCGGAAAACGACACGUUGCAAGGCAGGACGUGAAAUUCCGUCCGAGCAUUGCGUGCAGUAGUAUCUUCGCUUGGCGCGACGCUCAUUCUACAGAGUAA